Alnus glutinosa is the source of this 627-nucleotide messenger RNA. Its product is annotated as putative UPF0481 protein At3g02645. The transcript has a single exon. NCBI's taxonomy places the organism in Eukaryota, Viridiplantae, Streptophyta, Magnoliopsida, Fagales, Betulaceae. The coding region runs from base 1 to 627 and encodes 208 amino acids. The record is from RefSeq and is a predicted model, not a curated record.
AUGGCCGAAGAGGUGGAAAGUGCAUCUCAUGAGAUGAAAGACGAAAGUCCUUUGGUCGAAGAGAUUGCAAUCCCAAGUGUGACACAACUCCAUAAAAUUGGUGUCAAAUUUCAUCCAACAAAGGGUGGCUUGGGAUCUAUCAAUUUCGACAAGUCUUGUGGUACAUUUUACCUUCCGGUUAUUCAGUUGGAUGAUAACUCGGAAGUUGUGCUGAGGAACCUCGUGGCCUAUGAGGCAUGUAUUUCUCCGGAGGUGAUGGUUUUUACACGUUACAUGGAAAUGAUGAAUGGAAUAAUUGAUACGGAGGAAGAUGUAAGAAUUCUUCGAGAGGCAGGGAUCAUCUUGAAUCGCCUCAAAAGCGAUAAAGAAGUGGCAGCGCUCUGGAAUGGCAUGACGAAGUCUGUGAGGGUAACGAAAGUUCCAAUUCUCGACAAGGCCAUUAAAGGUGCAAAUACUUAUUAUUCGGAGAGUUGGAAGGCCAGGAUUAAUGUGAUCAUGAAAAAGUAUAUAUGUGGUUCAUGGCCAUACCUUACGUUUUUAGCUGCUAACAUGUUGAUAUUGUUAUCUGCCCUGGAGACUGCUUGUUCUGUGUACAGUUGCUCCAAAUGGGUGGCGGCCGCUUUAUGA